Molecule: messenger RNA, 1954 nt
Organism: Acyrthosiphon pisum (pea aphid)
Lineage: Eukaryota; Metazoa; Arthropoda; Insecta; Hemiptera; Aphididae
Product: zinc finger protein 271-like
Exons: 1
Coding region: 1-1632 (543 amino acids)
Biological process (GO): regulation of transcription by RNA polymerase II
Cellular component (GO): nucleus
Molecular function (GO): RNA polymerase II cis-regulatory region sequence-specific DNA binding; DNA-binding transcription factor activity
Source: RefSeq, a predicted model, not a curated record
AUGAAUGAUUUCACUAGUUGCUCAGCAAAGAAAAAGUACUCGUGUGACGUUUGUAAUAAAUCCUUUACUUAUAAAAGCAGCUUGACUACACACCAGCUGACGCAUACGAAGAAGAAACUUUACCCGUGUGAUGUCUGCUUCAAGUCAUUCAGUCAAAGUGGCCAUCUGACAACACAUCGACGGACACACACAGGCGAGAAACCAUACAUAUGUGAUGUAUGCGUAAAAUCAUUCAAUGAAAGUGGCACAUUAAGGAAACAUCGACGUACCCACACAGGAGAGAAACCAUACGCCUGCGAUGUAUGUGAGCUGUCGUUCAGUCAAAGUGGGACAUUGACCUGUCAUCGACGAACCCACACGGGUGAUAAAUCAUUUGCGUGCGAUAUAUGUGACAAGUCGUUUGCUGAAAGUAGCUCACUGACGAGUCAUCGACGAACCCACACGGGCGAGAAACCAUACGCGUGCGAUGUAUGCGACAUGUCCUUCAGUCAAAGUUGCAAUUUGACAACACAUCGACGGACCCACACGGGUGAUAAACCAUACAUAUGCGAUGUUUGCGAAAAAUCAUUUGCUAAAGUGUGUACAUUGAAAACACAUCGUCAGACCCACACGGGCGAGAAACCAUACGCGUGCGAUGUAUGCGACAUGUCUUUCAGCCAAAGUGGCUCAUUGACGAGUCAUCGACGGACCCACACAGGAGAGAAACCAUUUGCUUGCGAUAUAUGUGACAAGUCGUUUGCUGAAAGUAGUUCACUGACGAGUCAUCGACGAACCCACACAGGAGAGAUACCAUUUGCAUGCGAUAUAUGUCACAAGUCGUUUGCUGUAAGUAGUUCAUUGACGAGUCAUCGACGGACCCACACGGGCGAGAAACCAUACGCGUGCGAUGUAUGCGACAUGUCUUUCAGUCAAAGUUGCAAUUUGACAACACAUCGACGAACCCACACGGGUGAUAAACCAUACAACUGCGAUGUAUGUGAUAAAUCAUUCAGUAAAAGUGGGACAUUGACGAGUCAUCGUCGGACCCACACGGGUGAUAAACCAUACAUAUGCGAUAUAUGCGAUAAAUCAUUUAGUGAAUGUGGCACAUUGAAGAAACAUCAACGUACCCACACAGGAGAGAAACCAUAUGCGUGUGAUGUAUGCGAAAAAUCAUUCAGUGAAAGUGGCACAUUGGAGAAACAUCGACGUACCCACACAGGAGAGAAACCAUAUGCGUGCGAUGUAUGCGAUAAAUCAUUUAGUCAAAGUUGCAAUUUGACAACACAUCGACGGACCCACACGGGCGAGAAACCAUAUAUAUGUGAUGUAUGUGAUAAAUCAUUCAGUCAAAGUAGCUCAUUGACGAGUCAUCGACGGACCCACACGGGCGAGAAACCAUACGCGUGCGAUGUAUGUGAUAAGUCAUUCAGUAAAAGUGGGACAUUGACGAGUCAUCGACAGACCCACACAGGAGAGAAACCAUUUGCUUGCGAUAAAUGUGACAAGUCGUUUGCUGAAAGUAGUUCAUUGACGAGUCAUCGACGGAUUCACACAGGAGAGAAACGAUACGCGUGCGAUGUAUGCGACAUGUCUUUCAAUCAAAGUUGCAAUUUGACAACACAUCGACGGACCCACACAGGAGAAUUCUGACUUCUGAGAUUUUAUACCGGAUAAGGACAUUUCUAAUUUUUCCUAACUAAUUUUUGAACCCGCUUUAGUGUUAAUAGCAGUGUUUGUAUUUAAAGAAAUAUAAUUUAUAGUUUUUGUAAUGUGCGAGUCAACAACAAGUACUUCAUAAGAAAUGUCUUAAAUAGACACUGAAACAUAGCCUACAAUGAAUUUCAAUCGUUGAAUUUCGACAGAGUUUAAGUCAAAAGUUUGCAGAAACAACAGACUAACAUCAAAUUUAUGCCACACGUCACCGUCUACGACUUGGAAAACUUAGAAUGUCCUCAGAUUUGUCAAUCGAACG